Messenger RNA from Gastrolobium bilobum, 1717 nucleotides. Its product is annotated as probable protein S-acyltransferase 17. The record is from RefSeq and is a predicted model, not a curated record. NCBI's taxonomy places the organism in Eukaryota, Viridiplantae, Streptophyta, Magnoliopsida, Fabales, Fabaceae. The coding region runs from base 29 to 1207 and encodes 392 amino acids. Gene Ontology annotation, biological process: protein targeting to membrane; peptidyl-L-cysteine S-palmitoylation. Gene Ontology annotation, molecular function: protein-cysteine S-palmitoyltransferase activity. The transcript is spliced from 10 exons. Gene Ontology annotation, cellular component: endoplasmic reticulum; Golgi apparatus.
UUGGAUCGGGGGAGUGGAGGCGUGAGUAAUGGGGGUAGAGUGGUUGUUGGUAUGCCAUGGGUUGGUGACCACGGUGGUGGUUGUGUCAUUCCUGUGUGGUCGAUGGCCAAUCUUUGAGGGCACUUUCAUUCAACGCAUACACUCCUUCCUUACUUACGGCGCAUACGAUUACUUCUUGCGUUUCGUUGGCGCUGUUUUUGGCUCCAAGUGUACGGAUGCGGUUCUCUCUGUCGAAUAUUACUGCUGCGAUCGUCCCAAUCCUCUUCUACAGAUCAUAUAUCUUGCCAUAAUCAGCGUAACAUAUUUUUUCAUUGCCAAGACUUUGUUUGCCCAUAUACCUGGAUACUAUUUGAGUGAAAUUCACAGGUACACAAGCUUCGUGGCAGUUGCUGUUGGAAUUCUGCUCUUUCUUUUGACCAGCUUUUCUGAUCCCGGGACAAUAAAGCCUGAGAAUGUUUCUGAUUAUCUUUCUGCUUAUCCCUACGAUAAUAUCAUUUUUGAAGAGAAAGAAUGUUCCACUUGCAAAAUUCCAAGACCUGCUAGGUCAAAGCACUGCAGCAUUUGUGAUCGCUGUGUUGCACGAUUUGAUCAUCACUGUGGAUGGAUGAAUAAUUGCAUUGGGGAGAGAAACACCCGGUAUUUCAUGGCCUUUCUUUUAUGGCAUUUCCUCUUAUGCUUGUAUGGAACAGUUGCCAUUGGCUUGGUUCUUGCUGGACGACUAAAAGAAUUAAGAGUUACCUAUAUUUUGACUGUUUAUUAUGGAAUAGAAAAUUCUUUUCUGGAUUUAGCUCCUCAUGUUGUACAGUGGUUGUUGGGAUCCUACAACACUCAGAUACUUCUUAUGGUGUUCCUUGCAAUUGUUGGGAUGCUCUUAGUUGGUUUCUUUGGUUAUCAUUCAAAGCUUUGCCUUAGUAACACUACCACUAAUGAGACCUUUAAGUGGCAAGAGUACAUGGACUGGCAAAGGAAGCUAAAAGAAGCAAAGGUCAGUGCUGCAGCCCUAAAACAAAGUAUCAGUGGAAUAACCAGUGAAAAGCAGCCCUUGUUAAGCAAGUGGAGAGCCUUGUUUCGAAGAUCACCUCUAGAAGAUGUUAUAGUUGUUAAGAAUAAUGUUUACGAUAAAGGUUUCUUUCACAAUAUUCAGGAGGUUAUUUCCCCUCUCUCUACAAGGCGGUCCUUUACACAAACCAAAUUGAAGUCCGGCUGAGUAUGCUCUAAACGUACGUGUUUUUCUAGUUAUUGAAGGUCUUGGUAGGUAGUUGCACAUAAAUUGAGCUCAGGACUAGUUGUAGAAUGAGAAUUGAUUGUUUGAUAGAGCUUGUGUCUGUUGUGUCGUACUAUUUCCUAUUAGCAAAAGUAGAAAGGUGUUAAUACUCAGUUUGUAGGUUAAAUAUUUGAAGAGGUAGGAUAUUCAUAUUAUUAUUUUUUCCUACUACCACUCCACUCUAUUGGGUUCAAAAGUUGUUUUUUUUUUUUUUUCUCUUUUCAUUCAACUUUUUCAUUCAACUUUUUCUCUAAUCCAAUGGUGAUUACAGUGGUAGUAGAAAAAAGUGAUAAUAUGAAUAUCCUACCUCAUAUUUUUUUUUUUAAUUUUUUUGCUAAUAAAAAUGUUGUCUUGAUAAAAUAAUUUCGGAUUUCUACAAAUAACUUGCUCUGAGGAUGUUUGCACCCGUGUUAGGAUGGGCUUUAUGGGCUCAACUGAUAAGAAAGGUUGGUC